Molecule: messenger RNA, 288 nt
Organism: Blumeria graminis f. sp. triticale
Lineage: Eukaryota; Fungi; Ascomycota; Leotiomycetes; Helotiales; Erysiphaceae
Source: the annotation of a GenBank genome assembly
AUGAGCAGCAAGUACAUGUUCAGUCAAAGUCUAAGAGAGUUACGAUUCUUGUUCUGUCAGACGAGCGGAGAGAGUGGUCCCGUAAGGUCAUUCAUUUCCCGCGCGUAUCCAGUAAUGAAAAAGAGCAAUCCCAAUAUUCCCAUAAUGAUUCGUGAGGCGGCUGGUACUCAUCCCCGAAUUUUCGCAAGAUACGUAGAGUUAGGAGUUGAAAGGAGUAUCUCACUGUCUGGUCUCUCUGAUAAAGAGAUUGAUGAAAAAGUCUCAGAUUUGGUCAACGUGAAAGCAUAA